Myripristis murdjan (pinecone soldierfish) is the source of this 5410-nucleotide messenger RNA. It is a transcript of the gene mark1, whose product is annotated as MAP/microtubule affinity-regulating kinase 1. NCBI's taxonomy places the organism in Eukaryota, Metazoa, Chordata, Actinopteri, Holocentriformes, Holocentridae. The transcript is spliced from 18 exons. Gene Ontology annotation, molecular function: protein serine/threonine kinase activity; ATP binding. Gene Ontology annotation, cellular component: cytoplasm. The record is from RefSeq and is a predicted model, not a curated record. Gene Ontology annotation, biological process: protein phosphorylation; intracellular signal transduction. The coding region runs from base 317 to 2584 and encodes 755 amino acids.
GCUGUUUGACCUAAAAACCUCCCGCCUGUCUGAGCCCGGACUGCCUUUCAUCCUCCAGCUACUUUUUUUUUUUUUUUUAAAGACUUUUAUUAAAAUCAUAUUGUCUCUCUCUCUGCGCUCCUCGUGUCCAUGCGGGGCUGCCAGCGGCUCUUCCUGUAGCCGCCGCCCGGCCUCCCUCUCCCUCCGCCCGGGCAGCAUCCCAGCCGAGCCGCGGUGAGCUGGCCUGGCUCCGGGGGGGAGCAGCCGAAGCCGAAGCCGAGCCGGGGACAUGCCGCCGCCGCUGCCGGAGGACUAGACUCGGGCCUGGAAGCACAAGAUGUCGAGCCGGACGCCAUUGCCCACAGUGAGUGAGAGAGAGCCGGAAAAUCACAUGUCUGCAGACGGCGUCCCCGAGUCGGUGGCUCCGCCCCCCAGGUCCGCCAGCCGCCACAGUCUGCCCCGCAGCCGCGGCUCCGUGGCGUCGGCCGCCGACGAGCAGCCGCACGUCGGAAACUACCGGCUGCUCAAGACCAUCGGCAAGGGCAACUUCGCCAAGGUGAAGCUGGCCCGCCACACGCUGACCGGCCGCGAGGUCGCCAUCAAGAUCAUUGACAAGACCCAGCUGAACCCCACCAGCCUGCAGAAGCUCUUCAGGGAAGUCAGCGUGAUGAAGAUCCUCAACCACCCCAACAUCGUGAAGCUGUUUGAGGUGAUUGAGACGGAGAAGACGCUCUACCUGGUGAUGGAGUACGCCAGCGGAGGUGAGGUGUUCGACUACCUGGUCGCUCACGGACGCAUGAAGGAGAAGGAGGCGAGAGCCAAGUUCCGCCAGAUCGUGUCGGCGGUGGAGUACUGCCACCAGAAGAGGAUCGUGCACAGAGACCUCAAGGCGGAGAACCUGCUGCUGGACGCUGAUAUGAACAUAAAGAUCGCAGACUUUGGCUUCAGUAAUGAGUUCACGGUGGGCAGCAAGCUGGACACGUUCUGCGGCUCUCCUCCCUACGCCGCUCCUGAGCUCUUCCAGGGGAAGAAGUACGACGGGCCAGAGGUCGACGUCUGGAGUCUGGGAGUGAUCCUCUACACGCUGGUGAGCGGCUCGCUGCCCUUCGACGGACAGAACCUCAAGGAGCUCAGGGAGCGUGUGCUCAGAGGAAAGUACAGGAUUCCCUUCUACAUGUCGACAGACUGUGAGAACCUGCUGAAGAAGCUGCUGGUGCUGAACCCAGGCAAGAGAGGCAGCCUGCAGCAAAUCAUGAAGGAUCGCUGGAUGAACGUCGGCUACGAGGACCAAGACCUGAAACCCUACUCUGAGCCAGAGCCGGACUUCAAGGACAGCAAGCGCAUCGAGCUGAUGGUGACGAUGGGCUUCUCCGAGGAGGAAGUGAGCGACGCGCUGGAGGGUCAGAAGUACAACGAGGUGACGGCAACGUACCUGCUGCUGGGGAGGAAACCUGCCGAGUUUGAAGGCAGUGAGUCUUUGUCCAGUAGUAAUCUGGUUCAAAGGUCGCGACCCAGCAGCGACCUCAACAACAGCUCCAGCCAAUCCCCCGCCCACCCCAAGGUCACACGCAGCGCCUCGGCCACUCAGAAGCAGCGGCGUUUCAGCGACCACGUGGCGCCCUCCAUCCCCCCGGCGGUGUCCUACACCAAGCGUUACCAUGCCAACAGCGUGGAGGGCGACAGGAAGGAGGAGCUGGGCGACUUGCCGGCCUCACCCAUGGGGACCCAGGACCGCAGGAAGUCAGCAACAGCCUCAGGGAACAUGACUCGGAGGAACACGUAUGUGUGUGAGCGGACGAGUGCUGAGCGCUACUCAGCCAUUCCCAACGGGAAGGACAGCAGUCUAACUGAGGUAUCGGCGGGAGCAUCCUCCCCGUCGCCAGGGGCAACCGUCUCCUCCGCACGUCCUCGUCACGUUAAGUCCAUGUCAGCGUCGGGACAUCCGAUGAAGUCGCCGCUGCCGCCGAUCGACGACAACGCAGAGUACCAGAGCGCCCCCCACCCCCCCUCUGCCUCCCCGUCAGCCGUCAGCGUCAGCAGCAGCAGCAGUAGCGCCACGCCGGACCGGACCCGCUUCCCCCGCGGCUCCUCCAGCCGCUCCACCUUCCACGGCGGGCAGAUCCGAGACCGCCGCUCCGCCACCUACAACGGCCCGCCGGCCUCGCCCAGCCUAUCACAGCACACCACGGCGUCGCUGGCCACGCCCCGCCGCGGCACCUCCACCUCGCUCAUCGGCAAGAUCACCUCCAAGUUUGUACGCAGGAGCGGGUCCGGGGAGCCCAAGGAGGAGGCGCGGGACGGAAAGCCUCGCUCGCUGCGCUUCACCUGGAGCAUGAAGACCACCUCGUCCAUGGAGCCGGGAGACAUGAUGAAGGAGAUCCGGAGGGUUCUGGACGCCAACAACUGCGACUACGAGCAGCGCGAGCGCUUCCUGCUCUUCUGCGUGCACGGCGACGCCCGGCAGGACACCCUGGUCCAGUGGGAGAUGGAGGUGUGCAAGCUGCCCCGCCUCUCGCUCAACGGCGUGCGGUUCAAGAGGAUCUCCGGCACGUCCAUCGCCUUCAAGAACAUCGCUUCCAAAGUGGCCGACGAGCUCAAGCUGUGAACGCGACGGGAACGCCUCAGUCACGAGAGUUAACGCUGAGCGUUGAAAACACUCGGCGAAGGAAACGGAUCCGUUGUUCCUCGAUGCCCCGACAAGCGCCGGCCGUUGUCUUCAGUGUGUUCAGCGCCACCCGAGGCUAACUGCUGUAUGACUCCAUGAAAACAAACCCAAUGCAACACCACUCCAACUGAACGUGGCACUAAAUGUAUUCCAGUAAAACCAAAACAGCCCGCAGGUUGUGGACUGAAGUCAGAGGCGAGCGGCGGCGACAGCGGCAGUCGUGUUUUUUUUUGUUUUUUUUGCAGCGUUUGGAGUCUCACUGCUGACUCGACAGCUCUAUCCCUGAGGAAACGCUAUGCCUGUGACCUUUGACCUCCCACAGCCACGCCCAUUCUGCCCCCAGUGGCCGAUGCAGACAUGACCGGAGAAUCUCCAUCAUUGCAAUAAUAUUAUGAGCUUUGAUUAAAGAGAGACCGCAGAACUUCAUUUUUCCUCGUGUACAUUUGGGAGAACAGAAUGCUUUUUUUGCUGAGCUGAAUUGUUAAUAGAGCCUGUCCACUGGAUGUGUGCAGGUUUUGUAUAGUUUUGGUUUGUAUACAGAAAGUCUGUCUCAUUUGCAUCCUGAUUGUCCACAAAUUUUGGUUGUUUGCUCUGCUGAAGUUGCAUUGUUUGGGUUUUUUUUUUUAUUUUUACUUUUUUAUUAUCACAAGAGUAUGAAACCCUUAGUUUUUACUUUUCAUGACGAUUAGUUUUUUGUUUUUGUUUUUUUUUUCCAAUGCAGUAGCCAAUGCCGUCAGCCUUUCAGGUGAAACUGAAGCUCACACAGUCGGUUGGUAACGCCUUCGCUCUCAUUCACUGCAGGUUCAACAGAGGAGCAGCAGGUUGGGUGUUUCUGGGAUCAAAGGGCAGAGAAAAGAGUUUUUUUUUUCCCUACAGAUUCAAGAGGACAGAAAAUGAAAAUGUUUCUUAAUCAUCAGAAAGAUAAUUCACCCUGCUGCUGGUACAGGCUUUGGCUUGUUGCAUACAAACUGGAAUCAUUUCUAAAGGCCUAACGCACAAGUUCACCCAUUUUGAAACCCAUUUUGGACCAAAUUCUACCACAGAGCAUUCAUCAAACUCAAACUUUGUUUAGUUAGACAUUUGAGUGGAUUAAGGCUUUGCUGUGCGACAUGACAGCUGAGGGGUGGAGGUGAAAUAAUGUCACGUUUUUCAAAAUAGGUAAACUAUCCCUUUAAUCCUCCUCUGACAAAAGGAGGAUGACUGCCAUUAAAAGUCAGUUCCGUGGUUGCAGAUGUUCCUCUGAGCAGCGAGCAGCACAUCGCGCUGGUUUCCAUUCGAUCCGUCGGCUUUUAUUUGAGCAAAACUCAACUCACUCAAACACGCAGAUAACGUCAGUUCUGUGUGUUCGUGUGAUUCUCGUAUGGAAUCGCGUCGCAGUAAAAACCGGCCUGGUGUUUGGUCCGAACGCGGUAAAACUUCUCCGCUCGGCACUUUGACAGAUUCCUCUUGACACAACAUCACAUGGACUUUAUUGACUUGCUGUCUGUUUUCAAAACUCAACAAACUCUGAGUAGUCGGCUUUAUACUCCAUACAGACGUUUUUUUUAUUUUAUUUUAUGUUUUCUCACUCCGAAAAAUUAGCUUUUGGAUCUGGGUCUUAGGAAUCCAAAGGGACAUCACUUAUAGCUAGAAGUUUACUAACCAGUAAGCUAGCUAGCUAACGUUCCUGAUAAAUUCAGUGCAUGUGGUGGCAGUUAUGCAAGAAAUGGAAAAUCUUUAGGCCAGUGGUUCUCAAAUGGGGGUACGUUGGAGUUCUGCAGGGGGUACGUGAGAUUUACAACAACAACAAAAAAAAUCUGCAUAAUUCUUAAAAUAAUGAGGCUAUGCUAUAAUAAGUUACAUAAAAACUGUAAACGUGAGUUAAAUCACAUUUCAUCUUCAGUUUUCCCUCCUGAAGGUGUCAGGUGUGUGUUUGUGGUUUAGAUCUGCUGCUGUGGUCGUCGAACGAGGCAAAACAAAUAUUCUGAGGAAAAAACUCUGAAUUUCUGGGAUUGAAGUGGUAAAUUUACGAGCAAAACUUGCAAAAUUAUGAGGAAAAAAACUCGAAAAUUUGGAGAUUAUAAAGUCGCACAUUUACAAGAAAACCAAAUAGUGAAACUAGUUGUUCUCCUGUGGGAUCCAGUCAGAAGGAAAUCCUGCUGGUUUGAGCCCAGAAUCACAAUCUUCUCCUCAGCAUCUGGAGUUUUUUGUCUCAUAAAUUUGCGACUUUAAUCCCAGAGAAUAUCUGAGUUUUUUCUCACAAAUCUACAACUUUGAUCUCAGAAGAUUUUUAAUCUUGUGAGUUUGUUUUUUUUAUCUCUGAAAACCACCCGCCCCGCCCGGCCCUAACACGCCGUCGUACCCGUGACCCCGACUCUUUGCAUGUUGUGUCGGGACAGCUGUUGAGCGUGUCGAGCGGCUGCCUUGCUCAAAGUGACGUGUCGAUUCACUCAGUUUCUGUCGCAGGAUCCUGCAGGAAGGACACUGACACCGUCCCCACAGAUUGCCUCUUUUCCUUUUCUGAGGGCAGAAAUUUAAAGCUGGAAUUGUGUAAAACCAUGUCGCUGGAGGUGUCUUGCUGUGGUUCACAUGUUGGCUUGACUGUUGUUGUUUUUGUUUGUUUGUUUUUGGAACCACAGCGUGUCGGCGAUUGGUCGACAGAUUUAUUUUGGAAAGGAAACCACUGAACUUGAAAAUGUCAAAAAUGAGGCCCACAAAACUGAACACUGCAAAAACUCAAAAUCUUACCGAGAAUAUUUGUCUUAUUUCUAGUCAAAAUAUCUCAUU